Molecule: messenger RNA, 882 nt
Organism: Phlebotomus argentipes
Lineage: Eukaryota; Metazoa; Arthropoda; Insecta; Diptera; Psychodidae
Product: brachyurin-like
Exons: 3
Coding region: 1-882 (293 amino acids)
Biological process (GO): proteolysis
Molecular function (GO): serine-type endopeptidase activity
Source: RefSeq, a predicted model, not a curated record
AUGACACGAUUUCGCACGAAAGUCAGUAUCAAGGAAGCUUUCGUGGAAGAAACUUCAGUCAAAUUCAGUGCUGUGAAAAUGUUGCAGAAAAUUGCCAAAAUUUUUAUCCUGUUUCACCUUCUCGACAUUCUUCAUCUCCAUGCAAGCCCAACUAAUCAAGCUGCCAAUCAACCUGAGGAGUUCAUAAUAGGAGGCGAGAAUGCAGCUAAUGAAUUCACGAAUGUUUGUCUCAUCGUGAGCCUCUUGGAAACAUCCACAGACCACGGAUAUCUUUUCAGCGGCGUCCUUAUUUCGCCAUCGCACGUUUUAACGGCUGGUCAAGCAGCUCAUGGCUACCAUCGCUGGAAAGUCGGUCUGGGCCAUGUAAAUCGCUUGCUGAUGCACUUCUACGUUAGUCAGAAUGCCACAGUUCAUCCCAACUUCAAUCCUGUCAACCUUAACAACAAUCUGGCUAUUAUUCAACUCACCGAAUCCGUGGCUGCGAACAUCGCAACGCCAAUCGUCAUGGCGCCUGUUGAUUUAAUGCCCGCCAUGCAAUACAUCUACUUCGGCUAUGGCUCCACCAAUCCCACCACUCCGGACGCCGUCCCAUACGUUCUGCAGCAAGCGUUCACCACUCUUUUGCCCGUCAACCAGUGCCAGAUCGUGUACGGCAACCAGCUGGUCACUGAGGCUUCGUGGUGCGCACAGGGAAGUCUCACAACUAGCCUCUGCUUCGGAGAUCAGGGAGGACCUCUGCUGCAUUUUCUGGAUCGCUUUCUCGUUGGCAUUGCCAGCUUCUGGAUGCCACCCUGCAAUAGUGGCCAUCCCAAUGUCUUCGUGCGCGUUUCCCACUAUCGCGACUGGAUCAAUCAGGAAAUCCAGAGCGCCGCCGAUCCAUGA